GCCCGUCGGACAAACGGAUAUCAACUCACAAGGCGUUUUCUUCAGCCUGAAAAUCCCUGUUGUAGUUGGUACCGAUAUCUGAGCCAGUGUCUGUCUCCACCAUGAGCAUUGGCACCUUCAAUGGCACCGACCCUGCGGCCUACAGGGGAGGGGGUAUGAGUUUUGGAUACCCUAAAGGCUACACUCUGAUGGAUUUCGUUCCUGACGAUGUGAAGCCGCUGAUUCAUUCCCACUGGAGCAACUUUCCUCCCGUCAACCCCAUGUGGCACUAUAUGCUGGCUGGGAUCUACGUCAUUCUCGGGCUCCUCUCUUUCUUCGGAAAUGGGAUUGUGAUGUAUCUCUUUCUGAGCAAGAAGAGUCUUCGUUCUCCAGCAAAUAUGUUCGUCGUUAAUCUGGCUUUCAGCGAUUUCAUGAUGAUGGCGUCGCAGUUCCCCAUGUUCGUCACGAACUGCCUGAGCGGAGGCUACUGGUCUCUGGGCGCCUUUGCUUGCGAGGUCUACGGCUUCCUGGGUUCCGUCUUUGGCAUGACCUCCCUCGUGACGCUGGUGGCCAUCGGUUACGACCGGUACUGCGUGAUAGUCAGGGCUUUCGACGGAGGCCACAUCAGCUCGGGGAAGGCCUUCGUCAUCAUCGUCCUUUGUUGGGCUUACUCCGUCGCCGUGUCCAUCUGGCCCUUCUUCGGCUGGAACUCCUACAUCCCCGAAGGCAUUCUGACUUCGUGCAGUUUUGAUUACAUCAGCAAAGACUGGAACAUCAGGUCUUUCGGGAUCUUCCUCUUCGUCAUGUGCUACUGCUUUCCGCUCAUUAUCAUCAUCUUCGUGUACUCCCAGAUCGUUGGUGCCAUUCGGCAGCACGAGAAGGCUCUUCGAGCACAAGCCAAGAAAAUGAACGUGGAAAACCUCCGCUCCAACGCCGACGCCAAGAAGCAGAGUGCUGAAGUUCGAAUCGCCAAGGUGGCAGUUGCUAAUGUCUUCUUAUGGCUGCUCACAUGGACACCCUAUGCCUACGUUGUCAUGAUUGGACUCUUUGGUGAUCAAACGAAGGUGACUCCCCUUGUCUCCGCCCUGCCAGCGCUCAUCGCAAAGACCGCCUCCGUCUACAACCCCAUGAUGUUCGCCAUCUCGCACCCCAAGUUCCGCCUCGCCCUUCAGGAGGCUCUCCCAUGGUUCUGUGUCCACGAAGAGAAGGACGACGACACGAAAUCCACGAAGACGGAAGCGGAAAACCCUAAAUAAUAUCCUCAAAGGAAGAGUAAAUAGGUUUUACCCGAAAUCAUCAUUACGAACGAUUACACUAUAAUUAUAUUGACUUUCUGCCUGGCGUGAUCAACGAACCUACUGUUUUGUUUGGACUGUAAUAACAUUGGUUAUUCAAUUCUUGUUGUUGCAACGAAAUCAGCCUUUGAAUAAAAACUAGACGAAUCACC
Molecule: messenger RNA, 1426 nt
Organism: Penaeus monodon (black tiger shrimp)
Lineage: Eukaryota; Metazoa; Arthropoda; Malacostraca; Decapoda; Penaeidae
Product: compound eye opsin BCRH2-like
Exons: 2
Coding region: 102-1235 (377 amino acids)
Biological process (GO): visual perception; G protein-coupled receptor signaling pathway
Cellular component (GO): membrane
Molecular function (GO): G protein-coupled receptor activity
Source: RefSeq, a predicted model, not a curated record